AUGAAAUGGGGGUCUGGGAACUUCCUGCAAGAUGCUUGGGAGACCCGGCACAAUCUGGGGACGCAGAGUCACGAAGAAGAUGACAGGAAGGUAAGGAGGAGAGAAAAAAAUCGAGUUGCUGCACAGAGGAGCCGGAAGAAGCAAACUCAGAAAGCAGAUAAACUUCACGAGGAAUAUGAGUCUCUUGAGCAAGAAAAUACCUCCCUGAAAAGAGAAAUCGGAAAGCUAACAGAUGAAAUGAAACACUUGAGUGAAGUGUUGAAGGAUCAUGAAAAGAUCUGUCCACUAUUGCACUGCACCAUGAACUUUGUGACCGUACCAAGGCCUGACGCACUCUCCAGCUGCCUGCCAAGAUGAGACCUCUCCUUGAUCACCUUUAAAUGCGAUGUGUGAAAGUGCCAUUAACAGGGGAGACUUGAAGAACUGCCUACUUAUGGUGCAUGUCUUCCAUCAAAGAGGGCUGGACUUGACCAUGCAGUUCUUGUCCACGUUGAAGUGUUAUAGUCUUCUGAAUCUCAGGAAAACACCAGUAUGAAAAAAAGACAACUUGAACGGCGACUUCUUAUUUGGUAGAAUCUUCAAGGCAUGGUUUUGCAUUCAGAAAUACUGAAAUGCGGUGCAGCCCACCAUUGCGCGAUGGAAUGUAGACAGGGAAAAGUACCGACCUUGGGCUGGGAUGCCUUUCUCCCACACGUCCACUGCCAGUAAUUCUUUGUCACUUGUCAUCCAUGUAUAUCAUGGCUGCUGUUUGUUUUUCUCUAAACAGGUUUGGUUAAUAAAAGCAAUGUCCCAUCUUUAUGAUGUCCUCGACCUUUUUCAAUAAUCAAUGUCUUUAUAACAUCUUUAUUUUACUGGUCAAAUCCAAAGUCUAAUGUUAAUCUUCCUGUCAGUUGUUUUAUUAUUUGCUUAUCACCUCUUCAGUUGUUCCUCUUCUGAAGUGUGUGUGAAUUUUCCCAGUCUUUAUUUCUUGAUUAUCCCAGCCCUGCCGACAUUAGUUCUUGGAGUGUUUU
Athene cunicularia (burrowing owl) is the source of this 1010-nucleotide messenger RNA. It is a transcript of the gene BATF3, whose product is annotated as basic leucine zipper ATF-like transcription factor 3. NCBI's taxonomy places the organism in Eukaryota, Metazoa, Chordata, Aves, Strigiformes, Strigidae. The coding region runs from base 1 to 357 and encodes 118 amino acids. Gene Ontology annotation, cellular component: nucleus. Gene Ontology annotation, biological process: regulation of transcription by RNA polymerase II. The transcript is spliced from 3 exons. The record is from RefSeq and is a predicted model, not a curated record. Gene Ontology annotation, molecular function: DNA-binding transcription factor activity, RNA polymerase II-specific; RNA polymerase II cis-regulatory region sequence-specific DNA binding.